AUGCAAUUGAGUAAUAAUGAAAGAAAACAAAUACUUCAAACAUGUAUAAAUAAUAUAAAGCAUCAACUGAAUUUAAUGAAAUCAAAUUUAAAUGAUAAUAAAUUGUUACAAGCUUUAAAACAUUGUUCAAAUUUCCUUAAUGAAUUAAGAUCAAAUAAUUUAACUCCAAAACAGUAUUAUGAAAUUUAUAUGUUGGUAUUUGAUUCAUUAGGGAUCUUGAGUUCUUAUUUAAUUGGUGGUUCAAACUCAAAACAAUCAAACUCGGUUUUUUUAGCUGAUUUAUAUGAAAUUGUUCAAUAUUCAGGAAAUAUAAUUCCGAGAUUAUACAUGAUGAUUAAUAUAGGUACUACAUAUAUGGCUAUUGAAGGAGCACCAACUAAAGAUUUAAUGAAAGAUAUGAUUGAAAUGUGUCAUGGUGUACAACACCCAAUUAGAGGAUUAUUUUUAAGAUAUUAUUUAAGUCAAAGAACUAAAAAUUUAUUACCCUUUGAUAAUGAAUCUGAUUUAAAUGAUUCUGUAGAGUUUUUAAUUUCAAAUUUCAUUGAAAUGAAUAAAUUAUGGGUCAGAUUACAACAUCAAGGUCAUUCAAGUGAACGGGAAUUGAGAUAUAAAGAACGUAAAGAAUUGAAAAUUUUAGUUGGAUCAAAUUUAGUUAGAUUAUCACAAAUUAUAGAUGAUUAUACAGAUGCAAAUGAGAAGUUUUCAUCAAUUGAUUAUUAUAAGGAUAAAGUAUUUCCAGUUAUAACUGAACAAAUCAUACAAUGUAAAGAUCAUUUAGCUCAAACAUAUUUAAUAGAUGUAAUAAUUCAAAUUUUUCCAAUUGAAUUUCAAAUAACUACUUUGAAAAAUUUAUUGAAUGAUGUGUUUUUAAAUUUACAUCCAAUGUUGAGGAAAUCAGAGCUAAUUGAAACUUUAGUUGAUAAAUUUAUAAAUUGUAGUGAAGAGUCAGUAGUCGAAGAAGAGGAAGAAAAUGAAUUAUUUAACCAAUUUUGGUCAUUUUAUUUAAAUUUGAAUGAACUAGAUCCAACUAUACCAAUUGAAGAACAUUCUAAUCUAUUACAAUCGUUUAUAAACCUAUCAUUAAGUUUUAAAAAUUCAGAAAAUUUCGAUAAUUUAAAUCAAAUUUAUAAACAUGCAUCAGAGAAUUUAACAUCUACAAGUGACUCAGAUGAAGAAAUGUGGUUUAAUUUGUUAAUUUUACCAAUAAACUAUUUCCGCUCAAUUAAUACAUUAUUCAAAUUAGAUAAUUAUUAUGACUUUUAUCAAAAGAUUCAAAAUAAUAAACAAUUACAAAAGAAAAUAUCAAUUACCAUCAUUGAUAAGUUACUAGAAAUAGGUGAACCACUCAAGGAUAUUUCUGAAAUUGAUGCAAUUUUUAGAUAUUUAUUAGUUUUAAUUAAAGAAUCUCCAUCAAAAUUAGACACAGCUAAAAAUUUAGGUAUUACAAAGACAAUAAAGAUAAACAAUGAUGAAAAAUUAAUAACAGUUGAGUUUUUAGAAAUUCAAGAAAAGAUUUGUAAGAUUAUACAAUUGAUAGAAAGUGAUCAAGAUGAUCCACUGAAAACAAUUUCAAAUUUAUCAUAUAUCAGAAAGAAGUAUUUGAAUAAAAGCUUGGAAAACAUAAUAUACACAUAUCCAACAUUAAUUACCAAAUAUUUAUACAAAUCGAAGAUUUUAGGAUAUUAUAAACCUCACGACACAAAUUUAUUAGUAUCAAAUUUUAAAAAUUUAUCAAUUAUAGUAGAUGAAUUUUAUUCCAAUCAUGAAGAAUUUUCAAGCUCCACAAUUUUAAAAAUUUAUUUAAAUAUUGCUAAUGUUGCAGAUCAAUUAAAAUUGAAUUCAAUAAGUUAUGAAAUUUAUAAUCAAGUAUUUGUAAUUUACGAAGAAAAUUUGAAACAUAGUAAAAAGAAAGGAUUUAUUAAUCCUCAUGAUUCUUUGAGCGGUGGUUCAAUUGCUUAUGAAUCAAUAAUAUUAAUUAUAAAUAGUUUGAUCAAAACAAGACAUUUAUUAAAGAAUCAAUAUGAAGAAUUAAUUACAAAAGUAACUUUACAUGGUUCAAAACUAUUGAAAAAGCAAGAUCAAUGUAGAGCAGUAUAUUUAUGUUCAAAUUUAUGGUGGUGGAAUGAAAUCCUAUUACCAAAUGGAGAAAAACCGACAACAAUGAUCGAAGAAGAGAAACCAAAAGAGGAUGAAAAACCUAAAAUGGAAAACACCAAUCAGAAAGAAGAAGGAGAAAGUAAAAAUGAAGAAAAAGAAAACAAUGAAGAAGAACAAGAUGAUCACAAAGACGAAGAAAAGGAGAAAGACGUUGAUGAACAAGAAGAAGAGGAAAUAUUGUUAUACCGUGAUGGCAAAAGAGUAUUAGAAUGCUUACAAAAAUCAUUACGUAUUGCUGACUCAUGCAUGGAUCCAUAUUUAUCAUUGAAAUUAUUUAUUGAAAUUCUAAAUAAAUGUUUAAUUUCCAGUAUUUAUGGUAAUGAUUUAAUUGAUUAUAAAUAUUUGAAUGGUUUGAUUGAUUUAAUUAAAACAAAUAUAGAUAAUUUACAGGAUCAACAAAAUGAAGAUGAUGAAGAAGUAGAAAAUGGAAAUGAUAAUGAUGAAGAAAAUGAAAUUAAAGAAACAGUAUUAUUAAAACAAGCAAUUGGUUAUUUCAACAAGACACUCUAUUAUAUAAAAGAACAAAAAGAAUUAGAAGGUAGAUUUCAAAAUGUAAAUAUACACUAA
Molecule: messenger RNA, 2724 nt
Organism: Insectozyma verbasci
Lineage: Eukaryota; Fungi; Ascomycota; Pichiomycetes; Serinales; Debaryomycetaceae
Source: the annotation of a GenBank genome assembly